CAGCAACUCGCCUCCACCCAAUUACUUUUUUAUACCAGCAGUACUAAUGUCGUCCGAGAAACCCAAGCACCGCUUCGAGACACUGGCGCUGCACGCCGGGCACACGCCCGACUCGGCGUCGAAUUCCCGCGCAGUGCCCAUCUACCAGACCUCCAGCUUCGUGUUCAACAACGCCGAGCACGGCGCCAACCUGUUUGCGUUGAAGGAGUUGGGCAACAUCUACUCGCGCAUCGGCAAUCCGACCACCGACUCGGCGCAGUUCGUCGUGGCAGCCACGCUGUGCGAGCCCGGCGACAACAUCGUCAGCACCAGCUACCUGUAUGGUGGCACGUACAACCAGUUCAAGUUCGUGUCGGGCGACGAUGUCGACGAGCUCGAGGCGCUGAUCGACGACCGCACCAGAGCCGUGUAUAUCGAGACCAUCGGAAACCCAAAGUACAACGUCCCGGAUAUCCGCCGGAUUGCCGACGUCGCGCACAAGCAUGGCGUGCCGCUGGUGGUUGACAACACCUUUGGCAUGGGUGGGUACCUGGCGCGGCCCAUCGAGCACGGCGCUGACAUCGUCACCCACUCGGCCACCAAGUGGAUCAACGGCCACGGCACCACUGUCGGCGGAGUCGUCAUUGACGCUGGAACGUUCCCGUGGAACAACGGCAAGUUCCCCGCCUUUACCGAGCCAUCCGACGGCUACCACGGACUGCGCUUCUGGGAGACCUUCGGUCCCGAGGGCCCGUUCAAGGCCAACAUUGCCUUCAUUACGCGCGCACGCGUCGAGAUCCUGCGCGACCUGGGACCGUGUGCCACGCCCUUCGCCGCAUGGCUGUUCGUCCAGGGCCUCGAGACGCUGCCGUUGCGUGGCGAGCGUCACAACACCAAUGCCCUGGCGCUGGCGCGCUGGCUGGCACAGCACGAGUCGGUCUCCUGGGUCUCCUACCCCGGCCUGGAGGACCACCCGUAUCACGAGAACGCAAAGAAGUACCUGGUCAACGGCUUCGGCGGCGUGCUGAGCUUUGGCGUCAAGGGUGGCGCUAGUGCUGCCUAACGCCUUCGUUUCGGCGCUCAAGCUGACGUCCCACCUCGCUAACGUAGGCGAUGGAAAGACAUUGGCCAUCCAGCCCACUGCUACGACGCACCAGCAGCUGUCGGACGAGGAGCAGCUGGCUUCCGGCGUCACCCCCGACCUUAUCCGCGUGUCGGUCGGCCUUGAGCACAUCGAUGACAUUAAGGACGAUUUUGAGCAAGCCCUGCGCGCCUCGCAGGUAUAAAAUGUAGAGCGCUA
Molecule: messenger RNA, 1279 nt
Organism: Linderina pennispora
Lineage: Eukaryota; Fungi; Kickxellomycota; Kickxellomycetes; Kickxellales; Kickxellaceae
Exons: 3
Coding region: 47-1042 (331 amino acids)
Biological process (GO): transsulfuration
Molecular function (GO): pyridoxal phosphate binding; transferase activity, transferring alkyl or aryl (other than methyl) groups
Source: RefSeq, a predicted model, not a curated record